Pelobates fuscus (common spadefoot toad) is the source of this 1639-nucleotide messenger RNA. It is a transcript of the gene OSR2, whose product is annotated as odd-skipped related transciption factor 2. Bases 359 to 1297 code for a protein of 312 amino acids. Gene Ontology annotation, molecular function: DNA-binding transcription factor activity, RNA polymerase II-specific; RNA polymerase II transcription regulatory region sequence-specific DNA binding. Lineage: Eukaryota; Metazoa; Chordata; Amphibia; Anura; Pelobatidae. Gene Ontology annotation, biological process: urogenital system development; embryo development; regulation of transcription by RNA polymerase II. The record is from RefSeq and is a predicted model, not a curated record. The transcript is spliced from 4 exons. Gene Ontology annotation, cellular component: nucleus.
GCUGUUUCUCAGACUUGCAGCAAACUUUUCAGGAGUGAAAGCAGUGAAGUGGGGACAAGGAGCAGAGAGAGGGCUGCAAGCCCUGCCACCCAUAGGACUUUCCUUCCAAUCAGUGCCCCUGCAGACCUACAGCAGGAUGAGUCCUGAGGCUGGGACACACUGGGGAAAGCUUUGCUGAGAUUAUAUGGUGGAAACAAUUGUGUGGAUCUAAUGAAAGAACAGAGAGGAUUUGGAUCCUUGGUUGAACUUUUGGAUUGAGGCUGCAAGGACCCAGCUCCUGUACUAGGCAUUUCUUAUUCUGUCGGCUGUGGAUCAGUUCCAGGAGGUGAAGGUGCUGUGACUGGAUCAGGUUGGGAAGAUGGGAAGUAAAGCUCUCCCAGCUCCAAUUCCCCUGCACCCUUCCCUGCAACUCACCAACUACUCCUUCCUGCAGGCGGUGAACACCUUCCCUGCAGCUGUGGACCAUCUGCAAGGACUCUAUGGGCUCAGUGCUGUGCAGACCAUGCACAUGAACCAUUGGACUUUGGGAUAUCCCAACAUGCAUGGCAUCACCAGGUCCACCAUCACUGAAAUGGCUGCAGCCCAGGGCCUCAUGGAUGCACGCUUCUCCUUCCCAGCUUUGCCCUUUGCCACCCAUCUCUUCCACCCCAAGCAAGGAACCAUAGCCCAUGUCAUCCCAGCCCUGCACAAAGACAGACCCAGGUUUGACUUUGCCAACUUGGCCAUUGCUGCCACCCAGGAGGACCCACCCAAGAUAGGUGACCUCUCCAAACUGAGUCCAGGUUUUGGGAGUCCCAUCUCAGAGAUCAGCAAGUUGUCCCCAGACAGAAAACCUUCCAGAGGGAGGUUACCUUCUAAGACUAAAAAAGAAUUUAUCUGCAAGUUUUGUGGGAGGCAUUUUACCAAGUCCUACAACUUACUCAUUCAUGAAAGGACCCACACAGAUGAAAGGCCUUACACAUGUGACAUAUGCCACAAAGCCUUCAGAAGACAAGACCAUCUCAGGGACCACAGGUACAUCCAUUCCAAAGAGAAGCCUUUCAAAUGUCAGGAGUGUGGGAAAGGAUUUUGUCAGUCCAGGACCCUGGCUGUACAUAAGACCUUACACAUGCAGGAAUCACCCCACAAAUGCCCCACAUGUGGAAGGACAUUUAAUCAGAGAAGUAAUCUGAAAACUCACCUUCUUACCCAUACAGACAUCAAGCCCUUCAAUUGUGAGCAGUGCGGCAAAGUAUUCAGGAGAAAUUGCGACCUCCGGAGGCACAGUCUGACUCACAGCCCCAGGCAAGACUUCUAGAACCGGGCCCAGGUCCAUCAAAGGGUUAAUAUCCAUGGACUUACUUUAAAGGACUUCACAGACAAAGCACGAGAACUGAAGCCUACCCUUGCAUCAUCUUGUAAAAAAAAAAUAUAUAUAUAUAUUUUUUUUUCUUAAAAAAAAAAAAAGACAACAAAACAACCAAAAAAGCUCAUUUUAGAGCUUGUGUAAAUAAUGUUAUUAUUUUUCUAUUAUUAUGUCCAGUGUUGGUGCACAAUGGUACAGAAUUUUUGAAAAGAAAGGUACAUUGGAAAAGUGUAUUUUAAGUAAUAAAAUCAUGCGGUUUUUGUUUCUUUUUCAAAUAUAUAUUUAUUCACAUUA